UUAGUUAUACCAAUUAUGUUAUGCACUUUCACAAAGAAUUUUCGCAGAUAUGAACGUGUGCAUCGAGAUAAUUCUAAAGAUAUUGGUCAACUUAUUAGUAUUACAGUUCAUGGUUAUACAUGCCGAAUAUGAUGAUGACGAUACUACGGAACAACCUGAAGAAGAGUGGCAUAUGGAUUUUAUGCCUACCGGAUAUCUCCCUGAUAGCGUUUACAGAGAGCUUGCCUGGUACGGCAUCCUUCAAAUUCAACCAUUACAUCAUAGCACUAAGCAUAAAGUUGCCGCUCAGCUUAUAUGGCAGCACACUCUUGGAAGACCUCAUGUCAUCAUGGAAAGCUCUCCUCAGUCAACCCAAUCAGAAGGUAAAAUAAGUAGGCAGAUACUAGCCGAAGAAGCAGCAAAGUGGUCGAGGGAGCAACGUGCAGCGCAAGAAGUGCUAAUGGAAAACAUUAAGAGUGGAGGCAAUGGACUAACUGUAAGAACAGUCAUAACCAAACGUUACAAAACGAUUUAUAUUAUUCAGAAUGGUAACUAUUACGAAUGCCCUGAAGGAUCUGAACCAGAUCUUGAUGCUUAUCGAGUGCAAGCAAACAUGCACGAACGGAAAUGUACUUUUGGGCACAGUUCUACUCCGGUACCUGUCGAUCCUUGUAUUGAAGCUGAGGUGGCACCGAUAGAAUACUCGUUCCAUGAAGGGUGGAUGUUCUGUCUUGGAAAUGGAGAUCGUGAGAAUAAUUACUUUCAAAACGGUACUUUGGACUGUGGUAAUAAGACAAAGAUAUCAGUCAACGAGUUUUUAGAAAGAUGCGCAAUAGACAACAAUAUUGUUAUCUCCUUUGAUUAUUUCGGCGACGAGCCCAGGAAAGAUAUGAUGCAUAACGCAACUCUUUGCACAACUUGGGACCCGUGUAAAUUGUCAUAUUUGUACAGGCUAGAGCCUCCACCAGCGGAAUUAAGUCCCGCUUUCCCGUCUGAAACGGAAAAUCCUUGCGAUACUACUGUGUGUCCCGAGUGUGUUGUUGGAUAUACUGGUGAUGAGGGUGUAGCAAUUAAUUUGGGCGAUUGAAUAUUUGAAUAAGAAAUUAAUAAAGUGAGAUUUAUAAAAGU
Molecule: messenger RNA, 1107 nt
Organism: Maniola jurtina (meadow brown)
Lineage: Eukaryota; Metazoa; Arthropoda; Insecta; Lepidoptera; Nymphalidae
Exons: 10
Coding region: 50-1066 (338 amino acids)
Source: RefSeq, a predicted model, not a curated record